Molecule: messenger RNA, 2782 nt
Organism: Ictalurus punctatus (channel catfish)
Lineage: Eukaryota; Metazoa; Chordata; Actinopteri; Siluriformes; Ictaluridae
Gene: skila
Product: SKI-like proto-oncogene a
Exons: 9
Coding region: 262-2241 (659 amino acids)
Biological process (GO): negative regulation of BMP signaling pathway
Cellular component (GO): nucleus
Molecular function (GO): RNA polymerase II cis-regulatory region sequence-specific DNA binding; SMAD binding; DNA-binding transcription factor activity, RNA polymerase II-specific
Source: RefSeq, a predicted model, not a curated record
CGGGGUUUGUACGAAAUACGGGUAGGAAGCGCAAUCUGGUGACGUUUUCACGUCUCGCGCUGUCGAGAGAAACCCAGACUGAGUGAUUUAGAGACAGAGAGCGACAUAGAGAGAGUGAGAGAGAACGAGAGUGAGCUUGAGCACGGAAGUGGAGCUGCGUCCCCAUGCCAGUACUGAGAACGGAACGUCUUUCACAGUGAGACAAGCCAACGGGAGGUGUGAGACAGGUGUGGGCAGAAAGGUGACGGUGUGUGAGACGGCAUGGCAAGCGUGACUGUGCCGGUUAGAGAUGUGAGUGCUCUGCGGUGCGGGGUGAAGCGUGUGUGCAGGGACAGACCGGAGGAUGCUCCUAUAAAGAAGCGCGUGAUGGCGGAGAUGAAGCUGACGCGCAGGGUGAAGCGCGAGGAAUCGGAGUGCGAUAAAGCCUUGGACCUGAGUCCAGGUCUCAAACAUACGCUGGCUCAGUUCACACUGAGCAGCCGGAGCUCGCUCGGGGGACCGGCUGCUUUCUCCGCCCGCACCGACGCGGGCUCGGCGCAGACCCCUAUGACCCCUCCCCUUCCUUCACCCUCCAUCCUGGGGGUGGGGCCUCUGUUGGUGCCUAGUGACAGGUCGACGGAGCUGAUGCACUCGGUGUUGGAGGGCGAGUCGAUCUCCAGCUUUGUGGUGGGCGGAGAGAAGCGCCUGUGUCUGCCGCAGGUUUUGAACUCUGUGCUGCGAGACUUCACAUUGCAGCAGAUUAAUGUCGUGUGUGACGAGCUGUACGUGUACUGCGCCCGCUGUGAUGCCGACCAGCUGCACGUCCUCAAAGUGCUGGGCAUCCUGCCCUUCAACGCCCCGUCCUGCGGCCUCAUCACACUGACCGACGCGCAGAGGCUGUGCAAUGCGCUGCUCCGCCCUGGCUCCGCCCACAACCACACCCAGACCGGGGCGAAAAUUUCAACUGUUAAUGGACAGUUUGGCUUCCAGGUGGAGCACCGGUGCCUGGGGAAGUGCCGCGGCGUCUUUGUGCCUCAGUUCUACGUGCGUCCAGACGCACCGUGCGUGCAGUGUGUGGAGUGUCAGCUGCUGUUCUCGCCUCAGAACUUCGUCAUGCACUCGCACCGCGCACCCGACAAGCGCACCUGCCACUGGGGCUUCGACUCCGCUCGCUGGCCGCUCUACCUGCACCUGAGCCGCCGCUACGAGGGCACCGCCGACCAGAACAAACUCAGCACAGUGCUCCAGCAGAUGAAGGAGAAGUUUCACCUGCAGUCAGACACGCCCCUGGACCAGGUUGUGGAAGAGGACCGCUGUGUGAGGAAGUCCAGUCCUUCCACUGAUCAGGUGUGUGACACAAAGAGAAAGGGUUCUCUGGCCUUCACUCGUCUGUGCCCUGACAUCAAACAGGAAGUGGGACCCCCUACCCUCGUCCACCCCAGCUACUACCUGUCCCCGUAUGAUAAGAUGGUGGCACCCAACGUGUCUCUGCAGAAGAACCAUGAGAGUGCUGGAGCGGACGCACUGCUGAAACGGCACUCCAGCAGAAAACACGACAUCUGUACCACCGCUGCAUCCGUCGUUGAUGAACCGAAAUUUCACAGCGGCAAUGAGACGCAUCCUCCCGCCGCAGCCAUCUCCAUGGAAACAGACGGGAAGGAAGAGGACGAUAAGGAGCAGCUGGUGUUUGAGAUGGUUCACAUGUACAACAGACAGCAGGAGAAGCUCAACGCUACGCUGCACACACAGAGGCAACUCGAGACGGAGCUGCAGGCGGUGUGUGACGGUGAGGUGGAGCGGUGGAGGCGCUUGUCUGUGGAGCGCACUGAGCUGCAGAGUGAGUUGGAGGCGGUGCACACUGAGCAUGCUCACAAAUUGGGGCGGGUUCAGCAGGAGCAGAGGGAUUUGGAGCAGAGUCUGGAACAGCUCCGACACACACACACACACUGUACCUGCCAGAGCCAGGAGGAGCAGUACACCGCUCAGCUGUGUGAUCUGAGGGUGAGUCUGGAGCGGGCUGAGGCAGAGAGACAGGAGCUGCAGGAUCAGCUGAGGCGAGAGCGAGGUGCCAGGGAGAAACUGGAGUUGCUCAUCUCUCAGCUACAGCAGCAGAUCAGCAGCUCAGCCAGUCACAGCCCUCAGAGCAUCUACUUGACCAAUCACAGCUCUCAGACCACUGACUCUCAUAUUCACAGUCCUAAAACUCUUACACCAGCCAACCACAGCCCUUCACACCUUGCAACCACACACACUUUAUGUUAAAGGACUGUUUUAUAGUUCAACAUCCUAUCACUGUUAUUAUUAUUAUUAUUAUUAUUAUUAUUAUUAUUAUUUUGUUAUUGUUGAUGCUAUUAUUUUGUUAUUGUUGAUGCUUACUCUGACGUCAGUGUGUGAGAUGUCUCCCCCUGUUGGACACAGCGAUGGACUCACACACACACUCUUCACUUGUGACCUGUGAGUAAUAACAUUUACACACACAUACAGCUAACAAUGAGGUAAAGCGACACAUUAAUAUUCCCAAACGUAAAUUAAUUAACACACCACUACUAAUCAGUUAAAGUAAUUAACACCUUAAUUUAUUCAUUAGUUUUUGAAAGGGUGAACUCUUUGAUGUUUAUUCCAUCCAUGAUUUAAAAAAAAAGAUGAAUCUCUUAAGUCCUAAUUAAUGUUAAUGACUAAAUGUUAAUACUCACAAGUGAGGCUAAGAGCUCUUCAUAUUAUUAUAAUAAUUAAUAUUCAUUAAUUAAUAUCCAUUACUAUAACAAUAUUUAUUUACAGAUGGAAUAAAUUGGCUGUUGAGUGA